AUGAUUCUGCAGAGACCACUUGACAGCGAAGUGGACGACCUGCAGCCCCUCAUCCGCAACUCUGUUGUCCUACUGGCGGAGCGCAUCUUGCUGGACUAUGAUUCACUUUUCAAACCCGGCACGUUCCAUCCUCGUUUCCAAGUGCGCCUGCCCCGCUGGGAGAACGCCCACAGCUACAAACCAUCGCGCAACACUCGAGUGGACAGUGCAACCAAGGCACAGUCUAUCAUCACGUCCUGGCAGUUGCAAGUGCCCGUUCCGAUAACCGCUGCAUCAUUGCCAUCACCUGAGCCGUCGACUCUAUCCUCCCGCGCUCAACCCAGUGUCGACCCUUCCCCACCGACGAAGCGUCGUCGGCUUACUUCUCCAUCUCAAGCAUCGGGCGACCCGUCCACCACGCGCUCUACUUCUACCUCGUCUACUAGGCCGCUCCACAUCACUUCGUCGCUUCCGGUCAUCGAAGAGCCUGCACCAGUCAUCCCAGAUGCUGCCAACGACGACAACCGCAGCAUCCCAAUCCCUGGCAUCACUUUGGCUUACAGCGAACUCAUCCAGAUGGAGGUUACCCAGCUUUCUGGAGGCUGGAGUGACCUGGCUCUCGUCACCCAGGGUACCCACUGUCUUUUCGAGAUCAAGCUGCUGUCAGCACUUACGACCACCGCCUUCGAGGCCUUCCUGCGAACACUCAGGCGCGCCCCUGUGGAUAUGUCCGCCACCGGCUUCGAGCCCAACCAGCCCUUGAAUCGAAGCAACUUGGCCGUCCACUUCACUUGGGGGCCAGACCCGCAGGCGGCUGAUGGCGGCCUUAGUGAGACGAUGCAGAAGGUCCUAGGACAGGUCUUCCAGCAACUUAUCCUCAAUCGAUGCCCUCGUCUAAUUCUCUCCAACUGGGACGUGUAUGUCCUCGUCUGGCUGGGCGCGGACGGGCGAGUCCACAUCUCCCGCGCCUUCAGUCGCGCACGCGACCACAACAGGCGCCUGCGUCCCAACAUGGACGAGUCGCCCCUCGAGCUCCUCGUUGCACUGCAAGUUCUGGUCGUGCGCCUAAUGCAAGCUGCCGACGCCGACACAGCGGCUGAAAAGGCGGAAUGUCUACAGGCCGUUGACCCCAUCUGGCAAUACGAUGGCGAGGAUUGGUUCCACAACGAUAACGCGAGGGCCAACAGCGUUUCGCAGCCCGUCGUAGGGCCAAACAGGAGUGGCGGCAAUGGCGGCGGUGGAUCCCGAGGCCGUCGCGGAAGCAGACCGUAG
Apiotrichum porosum is the source of this 1251-nucleotide messenger RNA. RefSeq lists its product as uncharacterized. The record is from RefSeq and is a predicted model, not a curated record. The transcript is spliced from 3 exons. Bases 1 to 1251 code for a protein of 416 amino acids. NCBI's taxonomy places the organism in Eukaryota, Fungi, Basidiomycota, Tremellomycetes, Trichosporonales, Trichosporonaceae.